Penicillium soppii is the source of this 1020-nucleotide messenger RNA. Its product is annotated as ditrans,polycis-polyprenyl diphosphate synthase. NCBI's taxonomy places the organism in Eukaryota, Fungi, Ascomycota, Eurotiomycetes, Eurotiales, Aspergillaceae. The coding region runs from base 1 to 1020 and encodes 339 amino acids. The transcript is spliced from 2 exons. The record is from RefSeq and is a predicted model, not a curated record. Gene Ontology annotation, cellular component: endoplasmic reticulum membrane; dehydrodolichyl diphosphate synthase complex. Gene Ontology annotation, molecular function: ditrans,polycis-polyprenyl diphosphate synthase [(2E,6E)-farnesyl diphosphate specific] activity.
AUGGUCUUCCAACGAGACCAAGACCGCCUCAGGGAAUAUUUACGCAAUGACGGCCAAAAGCUCAGCGUCGCAGAGCGCGAAUCCCUCGUAAAAAACUAUAUCCCGGAAGACUUUGAGGUCCCUGCCUCGCAUUCCCGCGAGCGUCGCAAACCACGCAAAACCCCCGUUCGCUCGUUCUUCAAAUCUCAGCUCCAUCACUUCGCCUACGCCUUCACCCAUAUUAUCUUCGGCAUUGUUGUCCGUCUCCUGCAGGCUUAUCAUGCAGUUGUGGAUCGGGUUUUCGCAAUUGUCUACCACCACCACCGCACGCCGGAACUCAUUCGUAAGGAUGUGCGCGGGCUGAAGAGGCUGCCGACGCAUUUGAGUACUAUCCUUACCUUGCGGAAAGAGGAAGAUUCCCUUGCCGUGCUUAUGGAUGAGGUUGCCGAGCUUGCGGCCUGGAGUUCAUGUGCGGGGAUUCCUCAGUUGAGUAUUUACGAGAAGACAGGCGUCUUGAAAUCCUGCAUUCCAGCCCUCCACCAAAUAAUCACUACAAAACUGGCCAGCUACUACGGCUCCCCGAGCCAACAACCAAACCUUCAUCUCUACGCACCCCACCACCCAGUUCACGGCCCAUCAACAUCCGACAAAAGCAAAUCAACCCUGACAAUCCUCCUCCUUUCCUCAACAGAUGGCCGGGAAACCCUCGUCGACCUUACCAAAACACUAGCAGAAAUGAGUCAAAAUGGCAAGCUCUCGCCAGAGGAUAUCACUCCGGAACUCGUCGAUGCGGAGAUCAGCGAGAUCACCACCCCUGCUGGCGCCGAUACAGUCCUCAAGCCCGAACCGGACCUGUUACUCGUCUUUGGUCCCUUCCUUAAGCUUGAUGGGUAUCCACCUUGGCAGAUUCGCCUGACGGAGAUGUACUGCACGGGUGGACGUUCCCAUGGACUCAAUGGGGAUGGGGAGGCGGUUGAGUAUCAGGGGUAUAUGCGUGGUCUGUGGCAUUAUGCUGGUGCGCAGAUGAGGUUUGGACGGUAG